Molecule: messenger RNA, 1068 nt
Organism: Myotis lucifugus (little brown bat)
Lineage: Eukaryota; Metazoa; Chordata; Mammalia; Chiroptera; Vespertilionidae
Gene: A3GALT2
Product: alpha 1,3-galactosyltransferase 2
Biological process (GO): carbohydrate metabolic process
Cellular component (GO): vesicle; membrane; Golgi apparatus
Molecular function (GO): hexosyltransferase activity
Source: RefSeq, a predicted model, not a curated record
UGAGCUGAGAGAGUUCUUGGAAGGCUGCCCCACCAGCUUCUCAACAUGGCUCUCAAAGAGGGACUCAGGGCCUGGAAGAGGACCUUCUGGUGGCUGAUCCUGCUGGCAGUCAGCUUCUCAGGGCUGCUCCUGUACGGGCUCCCGGCCCUCAGGCACCUGGAAACCUUCAUCCCCAUGGGCACCUGCCCUUUGACCAGAAUGCCCCUGCUGAGAGACAACUUCACAGGUCUCCUGCAUCUCUGGGCCCGGCCUGAAGUCCUGACCUGUACCUCCUGGGGGGCCCCCAUUGUUUGGGAUGGCACUUUCGAUCCAGAUGUGGCCCAGCAAGAGGCUAUACAGCAGAACCUCACCAUUGGGCUGACUGUCUUUGCUGUAGGCAGGUACCUGGAGAAGUACCUGGCGCGCUUUCUGGAGACAGCCGAGCAGUACUUCAUGGUAGGCCAGCGCGUGGUCUACUACGUGUUCACGGAGCGCCCGGCCGCCGUGCCCCGCCUGCCGCUGGGCACGGGCCGCCAGCUGCGCGUGGAGUGCGUGCUGCGCGAGCGGCGCUGGCAGGACGUGUCCAUGGAGCGCAUGCGCACGCUGCACGCGGCGCUGGGCGGCCGGCUGGGCCGCGAGGCGCACUUCGUGUUCUGCAUGGACGUGGACCAGUACUUCAGCGGCGCCUUCGGGCCCGAGACGCUGGCCGACUCGGUGGCGCAGCUGCACGCCUGGCGCUACCACUGGCCGCGGAGGCUGCUGCCCUACGAGAGCGACCCGCGCUCGGCCGCCGCGCUGGCGCCGGGCGAGGGCGACUUCUACUACCACGCGGCGCUGUUCGGGGGCAGCGUGGCGGCGCUGCGCCGGCUGACGGCGCACUGCGCGCGGGGCCAGCGGCAGGACCGCGCGCGCGGCCUGGAGGCGCGCUGGCACGACGAGAGCCACCUCAACAAGUUCUUCUGGCUGCACAAGCCCGCCAAGGUGCUGUCGCCCGAGUUCUGCUGGUGCCCGGAGAUAGGCCGGCGCGCCGAGAUCCAACGCCCGCGCCUGCUCUGGGCGCCCAAGGAGUACCCCCUGGUGCGCGACUAG